Molecule: messenger RNA, 2547 nt
Organism: Australozyma saopauloensis
Lineage: Eukaryota; Fungi; Ascomycota; Pichiomycetes; Serinales; Metschnikowiaceae
Gene: PSY2
Product: Psy2p
Exons: 1
Coding region: 1-2547 (848 amino acids)
Biological process (GO): protein dephosphorylation; DNA damage response
Cellular component (GO): nucleoplasm; protein phosphatase 4 complex
Molecular function (GO): protein phosphatase activator activity
Source: RefSeq, a predicted model, not a curated record
AUGAUACAAGAACAAACCGGCGACGCGCAACCAUCGUUGUCGUCGGGCGCCGAUUCCACCGAUACGCCGUCCGGCGAUGUAGACGAGCGCAUGCAUAUCCAGAGCAAGUCGCCCCGACGCGUCAAGGUAUACCUUCUACAGGGUGACGACUGGCUUGAUAACGGAACAGGCUACUGUAUGGGCAAAGUCGACGUCAAGACACAAAAGCCGUAUUUUAUAGUGAGAAAUGAGCUCGAUUCCGAAGACAUCAUUCUUCGAUCGUAUUUGGAGGGCUCCAUCCAGUACCAGCGCCAGCAAGAGACCUUAAUAGUGUGGUCGGACUCGUCUGGCAAGGACUUGGCGCUUUCGUUCCAGGAGAACGAAGGCUGCGCUGAUUUGUGUGAUUUCAUUGUAAAAGUGCAGCAGGAAAACUUGAGUCCCAUGAUAUCUUUGUACUACGUCAUUACCUCGCUGGGUCAAGAAGGGAUCAACAAUGAUGGCCCUCGUGAAAUCACAGAGCUUAUAGCAGGCCCGAUUACAUAUCCUCCUACUUCACCUGUGAGCGAGGGACUUGCGGAGAUGCUGGAAAUUUUCGCUCAAGGUUCCAAUUCUCUAUACUCGCGGUUCAAGAUUCUGAGCUUCGUAAUCGAACACAACUACUUGGCCCGUCUUUACGCUCUAUUUCUAACUUGUGAGAAAAAGCACGAUCUCAAGAGCUUGCAUUUACUCAACGAUAUCAUGAAAACACUCCUCAUUUACAACGAAACCCUACUACUCAACGAAUUUUUCGCCCGGGACGAGUCAAUUAUAGCUCUUGCGGCAAUGCUUGAGUACGACCGCGAAUACCCGAACCAUAAGGCUGGCCAUAGAGAUGCCCUUGCAAAAGAAUUCAAAUUUGAGUGUUUGAAACAACUUAAGAACAUACCGACUUUUCCCGAUACGAAGCUCUCUAUUCUACGCAUGGAGCACGUCCUUGUUUACUUUCGUUCUGUUUUUGUUUCUCUAUUUUUUGAUGAUCAUGUAAUUGGCACCUUGUCCUCCAUGAUUUACAAGUGCCAGCUCGAGCUCCUUAAUUACCUCCGACGUUCGCUGGCGAACGGCAAUUUUCUCGAGCUGCUCUUCCUGCUGUACGCUUCCAACAAUUUGAACUCUGAACAAAAGCGAGACGGAAUCCGCAUGAUUCAUAAUUUCGCAAUGGUGGCCAAAUGCCAUGUGGCUGCAGUGAAACCGGAGUUUUUUGGAACUUUGAUUAAAUCAGGGUUCUCCAAAAUGAUUCCUUGUGCUUUAAAUGACGAGGAUCCAGCCAUUCGAUCCUUGGGAACCGAGUUGGUUGUUACCGUUCUCGACCAGGAUGUUACCUUUUCGAAUUCGGUAUCAAAUGAAGAGCAACAUGUGGAUGAAAUGGAAGAUCUCGAGGAGCAUGCCAGCAAUUCUGCUCUUUCUGGAGAACAAGGCCCACAUCCUUUGAGGCUCAAUCUCAUUUUUGAUGUUAAUCUCAUAGUGUCUUUGAGUCGAGUGUUGCUAGAAUCACGUAUUCCGGGACUCCAAAUGCAAGCUUUCGAAGCUCUCAAGUCUGUCUUGUAUGCUGCAUCUGCUGAGAUCUCAGCUGUGAACGAAGAUCAAACCUCUGAGGGCGAAUGUAUCAAAAAGGCUGAUCCGAAAAAGUCAGCUGAAAUUGCUGAGAAGCAUUAUCACCAAUUUUACACUUCUGUGGCACCGAUUCUAUUCGAAGACUUCUUCAAUCUACUAUCAGAUGACCCAAUUAUCAAGGACAAAGCACAAGAGAAUCUAAAAGGACAGCCAGGUUUGUAUCAGCAUUUGUGUGAUAUUAUCUCCUUCUGCUGCAGAGAACAUGGUCAAGACAAUUGUUGCUCUUUUCUACUCGAAACUGGUUUACUUAAAGGGUUGUUCGUAUCCUUGAGUCUGCGAUCUAGUGCUCUUCUCAAGCUUGCCGUCAUACGAGCUUUGAAAAGUAUCGUUCUCGUGAAGAACACUAGAGUCUCACAAUUUAUUGUUGAUCAUGAUUUGAUGCGUCAUUUCUUCUCCUAUUUUGAGAAGGUUUCCAUGCACAAUUCUUGUGCAAACUCUCUGUGUCUAGAUCUACUCUCAGUCAUAGAAAAGCGGGCUUUUAGUGAUGCUGGCUUUAUUUUGGCUGCAGACAUCUCGAAAAAAUACCGCGAUUUCUUAGAAACAAAGCUUGAGUAUGUCUCUAUUGGUAGAACGUUUUUGAAGACAUAUGAAGCUGCAGAAAAUGAGAGAGCAUCCAGUUUCAAUGGCAAAAAGUACACCAGGCGGUCGCAAGUUUCGAGCGACCAAUUGUCGUCUCCCAUUCUGGACGAGCGUUUAGAAGGCGAUGAAGAACCCUCGGAGCCCGUCGAGAAUGGGGUGCAAUCUCGAGACCUAUUUCAAGGUGUCAAAGUUCAAAAUGGAGCUCAUAAAAGACAAAGAGACGACGUGACAGAAGGUUCUUUGCGAAACGGAGAUUGUUCUUCUGCUUCCGAGGCAAAACGGAAGGCGCCAGUGCUUUGGGCAGACAAACCCAAUCUUGAAGAGGAAACCUGUUCAUAA